AUGUCAGAGAACCGCAGCGGCACAUCGCCGCAAGCCAUUGGGUCGGGUGCCCCACGUUCGACGUCCCCCUAUUCCACCGCGCGACUCGCUUCUCCCGUGCCCUUUGGCACUCCCCCGAUCAGACAGAUCCCGACGCCGCGUCAACUCGACGGCCAAUACGAUGACGACCAGCCUCUGCCCGGCGCCUCGUACCCAAGAGGAUCAAUCCCCGGGCCCGGCCCCUCAUCGCUGUCGCAGGCACUGAGGGGAGGCUUCGCCGGCAGCCCUCCUCGCUUCGCGUCUCCCGCCCCGACAGGCUCCGCAUACCCCGACGAUGCCUCGUACUCGCAAAGCCCGAGCAAGAAUGAGGACAUCGAAGUGCUGCGACGACACCUGGUCGGUCCUGCUCCUCGUGCUUCACAACAGAACCUUCAAGUCUCGUCCUCGUUCCAACGUCCGUCAAACAUGCCAGACGUCGCCAAGUCUGUCGAGCAGGGUCCUGGCAUAGACGAUGAGCACUUUUCGAGUCUGCAGUUGCAGGGUGGAGACAUGACAAGACACAUCUAUCGCUACACCGAAGAGCGCGAGCGUGAAGAGGGCGAGCGCCAGGCUCGUGAGACUGGCCGGCUGAAGCGAAGUCUGAGUGUCAACCUGCCCCGCCCCAGCGAGGAAGACCCGGAGCUGUCCAACAUCAAGAUGCCUGGCGGCCUGCGCAGAGACUACAUCCGCCGAACCGCUGCCUCUCCUGCUCCCGAGACACGCACCUCCAGACCAAACUACGGCUCCACCCGCGCUCAGACCGAGCCCCCUGCUCGCCAGCAACCCCAGUUCUUGGCCAACAACUUUAUCGAGUUCCUCACUCUCUACGGCCACUUUGCUGGUGAAUCGCUCGAAGACGACGACGAGGCCCUUGGUCCUGACGAGUACUUUACCUCUGAGGCUUACGAUGACGACGACGAGAAUCAAGACAGCCAAGAGCGUGAGUGGGGUGAAGACAGCGCUCUGCUGACCCCCGGCAAGCGCAAGCGCAGAAGAAAGGAGCAAGCCGGUAAGGGUAGUCCUGGUGGUGCCGCCCUUCUUCUGCUCAAGUCGUUCGUCGGAACUGGUGUCCUGUUCUUACCCCGUGCCUACCUCAAUGGUGGCAUGAUGUUCAGUAACAUCGUUCUUCUCAGCAUUGCCCUUCUCAGUUUCUGGUGUUUCAUCCUACUCGUCAAUGUCCGCCUGAAGGUUCACGCCUCGUUCGGCGACAUGGGCGGCAAGAUCUACGGCAGAUGGUUCCGCAAUCUCAUCAACUCCUCUCUGGUCAUCAGUCAGAUUGGUUUCUCUUCCGCUUACAUCGUCUUCGUGUCGGAAAACCUGCAAGCCUUUGUUCUGGCUGUCACAAAGUGCCGCACCUUUAUCGACAUCAAGUACAUGAUUUUGAUGCAGAUGGUUGUGUUCUUGCCUCUCAGUCUGUACCGUAACAUCAACAACAUCCAGAAGCUCGCUCUGGUAGCUGAUCUCUUUAUUGUUCUUGGUCUUGUAUACCUCUACUACUACGACAUUCUCACUCUGGCCAACAACCAUGGUAUCGCUGACAUCAUCCAAUUCAACAAAGACGAUUGGACACUGUUCAUUGGUACUGCCAUCUUCACUUUCGAAGGUAUCGGUCUCAUCAUUCCCAUUCAGUCUGGUAUGAAGGAUCCUCAGAAGUUCCCUCGUGUCUUGGGCGUUGUCAUGGUUGCAGUAACUGUUAUCUUCAUCUCCAUGGGCGCUCUCUCAUACGCCGCCUAUGGAAGUGCGACCAAGACGGUCAUCAUCCUCAAUAUGCCUCAGGAUAACAAGCUGGUCAACAGCGUGCAGUUUAUCUACUCUCUGGCCAUUUUACUAUCAACUCCCCUGCAAAUCUACCCCGCCAUCGAGAUUACAUCUCAGCAACUCUUCAGUCGUACCGGCAAGUACAACCCUUGGAUUAAGUGGAAGAAGAACAUUUUCAGAUUCUUCAUGGUCGCCUUGUGCGCCGUCAUCGCAUGGGCAGGCGCUGGACAAUUAGACAAGUUCGUCGCUCUUGUCGGAAGUUUCGCCUGCAUUCCUCUGGUUUUUGUCUAUCCCCCUCUUAUGCACUACCGAGCUGUCGCAACCCGCUCAUGGCAACGUUUCGCCGACAUCAUCCUUGUCAUCUUUGGUCUCUUCAUCAUGGGCUACACUACUGCUUUGACGGUCAUGAGCUGGGCUUCCGGUGGUCCAAAGGAGCCCGGAUACUGCGACGAGAGAUGA
Molecule: messenger RNA, 2235 nt
Organism: Aureobasidium subglaciale EXF-2481
Lineage: Eukaryota; Fungi; Ascomycota; Dothideomycetes; Dothideales; Saccotheciaceae
Exons: 3
Coding region: 1-2235 (744 amino acids)
Biological process (GO): amino acid transmembrane transport
Molecular function (GO): amino acid transmembrane transporter activity
Source: RefSeq, a predicted model, not a curated record